Messenger RNA from Suillus clintonianus, 1083 nucleotides. RefSeq lists its product as uncharacterized. The transcript has 3 exons. The record is from RefSeq and is a predicted model, not a curated record. Lineage: Eukaryota; Fungi; Basidiomycota; Agaricomycetes; Boletales; Suillaceae. Bases 250 to 1008 code for a protein of 252 amino acids.
GAGAUAUUAUAGCCGUGAUACUACGCACAUAAUUUUUCAGGCACUGGUACUAUUUACUGAACUGGGAGAAACUAAACACGAUCAACCCCACAUCCGUUUAGCUUCGGCUAUCAUGAUGUUUGACGCCAUCAUCCGCAGUAGUUUGGGGGCAGUGAUUCAGUCGGAUUGUUUUGCCUCUCCUCUUGCGUAUUUAAAACCAAUCAGUUGUUACUCUAGUACUACGCGGAUAUCGCAGUGGAAGCAACGUCGAUGUCAGAGCUCAAACCUAUCAUCUUCUAUGACAUUCCCAGUGUCGUGGAGGGUCAACCAUGGUCUCCAAAUACGAUGAAAACAAGAUACUGUCUCGCCUUCAAGGGUCUGCCCUUCGAGACCGUCUGGCUCGAGUUUCCGAAGAUCAGGCCCUUCUAUGAGCAGAAUUCUCUUGCACCUACCGCCUUGCGGGACAUCAAGGGAAUCCCAACACCCGUGUACACACUUCCUGUCAUCAUGGAUCCCAAUACGAAUAGGUUGAUUGGAGACUCCUUUGCGAUCGCACAGUACCUUGAUGAGCAAUACCCCGAUACACCGAAAGUACUGCCAAAUAACACAGCUGCGCUGGUGCACGUCUUUCACACCGCAUUCUAUAACGCGACAAAGGGCGUUGUCAUGCUGGGCUGUUUUAAAGGUGCUCAGAAGCUCAAUUCCGAGAGCAAAGAGUACUAUGUUCGUACUCGUCCGGAGUGGUUCGGCAUUCCAUGGGAGCAGUUUGCACCGCCCGAGAAGAGAGAGAAACAGUGGAGUCUAUUGCAGGCUGGAUGCAAUACCGUGGACGGGUGGUAUGCGAAGAGCAGCGGUCAAUUUAUAUUGGGGGAUACACCGUGUUUUGCUGACUUCAUGGUUGCGGGGCUAUGCAAGUGGAUACAGUACUGCUUUGAGAAUCAGGAGUGGGAAGAACUUAAGAGCUGGAACGGAGGGCGAUGGGGGAGACUGGCGGAGGCGACUGACAGGUAUCUUGAUUGUUCAAAGUAGUUCCGUUGAGCGUGAUGCGCUCGGCUUACUUAUAAAACACAAAUGACACGAGUAGGAAGCAGUUAUAAUUAUGAA